AUUUAGAAAUAAGUGUUACGCUUUGUGAAACCCUUAAGAUGUGUAUAUUGACAAUAAACCUCUAUUUUUAGGGUGCUUUUCGUCAUAUUUUAAACUAUGAGGAUGUGCGAAAAUGUCCUGCAAGAAUAUAAUUGGCGAAAGUAUUUACCAAGUCUAAAACUCCAGUUACGCCACAACGUGAAAAUAUUUUGCAUAAAGUUCUGUUUCUUCUUCUCAUUUCAGUCGCCUCUAAGAGCAAACAAAGCAAAGAAGGAUGGGAGUGCCAGGAAAGCCUUUUCGUCCCAGUGAGAAAUCUAAGAAAAUUACCAAACCAUCCCGUUCAACUGCUAUCCAUAAUCAGUUUUUGAUGGCUGCUCACCCUGCUGGAGCAGCUGUUGUCGAUGCAGGCGAUUGGAAAAAUCAGUUGCCGCCUGAUUCACGACAAAGAAUUGUCAACAAGAUUAUGGAUACACUAAAGAGGCAUCUUCCUUUUUCUGGUCAAGAGGGAUUAGAUGAGCUCAAAAAAAUUGCUGAAAGGUUUGAGGAGAAAAUAUAUACUGCUGCUACAAGUCUGUCAGAUUAUUUGCGGAAAAUAUCUUUGAAGAUGCUUUCAAUGGAGUCAAAAUCUCAAAAUCCUAUGCCUAAUUCAUUGCCAUCCAGUACCACUGGUAACAGCAACAAACCACUGGAUCAAGGGACUGGCAUGCAAAACCAAGGGCAAUCGCUUCCUACCCCAAUGUCAGCUAAUCAGAGUCAACAACGCCAACAAUUGUUAUCCCAGAACAUUCAGAAUAACAUGACAUCAACUGGAGUCCCAGGUUCUUCUGGAUUACCAUCUGCUCCUCCUUCGGUCUCUGGUUCAACGCAGGCUCCAAUCCCCAGUGUUGUGAACCAAAAUUCCAACAUUCAAAAUAUAUCUGGUGUUUCACAGAACACAGUAUCUUCAACAGGGCAAGGGUUGCCCUCCAAUCUCUUUGCCAAUUCCCAGAGGCAAAUGCAAGGAAGGCAACAGGUUCUUCCCCCUCAGCAACAACAACAAUCCCAGAACCCACAACAGUUUAUGUACCAGCAGCAGAUUCAACAACAAUAUCUGCAGCAAAAGCUGCAGCAAGGAAAUCAUCCACACUCACUGAUGCAACCUCACAUGCCACUGCAGCAGCCAAACAUAUUACAGCCUAAUCAGUUGCAAUCUUCUCAGCAGUCUGGUAUGCAAUCAUCGUCUGUUAUGCAACCUUCUGUUGUUCAAUCGGCCCCUCUCUCUGGUAUUCAGCAGAACCAGCAGUCAUCUGUUCAACUGUCAACACAAUCCAUGAUUCAGUUGCCCCAGCAAUCAGUCCUUAGGCCGCAGCAACAGCAACAACAGCCUGUGGGUAUUCAUCAACAGCAAACACCAAUGACACAGCCAUCAAUGAUGCCUCUGCAACAGCAGCACCUAAUGGGUCAACCUUCAAAUGCUUCAAACAUGCAGCAGAAUCAGUUGAUGGGCCAAAAAAAUAGUGUUAGUGAUAUCCAGCAACAACAACAACAGAGGUUGCUAGGGCAGAAGAGUAAUCUUCCAAAUAUGCAGCAGCAGCAACAACAGCAGCAGCAGUUGUUGGCUCAGCAAAACCUCUCAAGUAUGCAUCAUCAACAAUUGGGCCCACAAAGUAAUGUUUCAGGAUUACAGCCACAGCAGCAGCAACAGUUACUUGGUAAUCAGUCUGGAAACUCAAGCAUGCAAAGUAAUCAGCGCGCUGUGCAUGUGAUACAACAACCCAAGGUUCCAUUGCAGCAACCAAGCCAGCAGAGUGCACCUUUAUUAUUAAAUCAAGGGCAACAGUCGCAAUUGCAACAGCCACUGCAGCAAUCAAUGUCACAGAUGCAAUCACAGCCUGCACAGUUGCAACAGCAGUUGGGUUUGCAACAACCUAAUCAAUUACAGCCAAACAUGCAGCAAAGGCUUCAGGCAUCAAGUCAAGCAUCAGGUUCCUUGCUUCAACCUCAGAAUAUUAUGGAUCAGCAAAAGCAGAUGUAUCAAUCACAAAGAACCCUUACAGAACCAUCAUCAACAUCUCUAGAUUCCUCAGCCCAGACUGGACAAGCAAAUGGUGGUGAUUGGCAAGAGGAGUUAUAUCAAAAGAUUAAAACCAUGAAGGAGACGUAUUUACCCGAAUUAAAGGAAAUGUAUCAGAAAAUUGCUACUAAAUUGCAGCUGCAUGAUUCUCUUCCUCAACAACCAAAGUCAGAGCAGCUUGAUAAACUGAAAAAUUUUAAGACUAUGUUGGAGCAUAUUAUAACAUUCUUGCAGGUGUCAAAAAAUAAUAUCCGACAGAAUAUUAAGGAAAAGUUGGGUAUCUAUGAGAAGCAGAUAAUCAAUUUUAUAAAUACAAAUAGGCUCAGGAAGCCUGUUUCUUCACUGCAACCAGGGCAACUUCCCACACCUCCUUUGCAUGCCAUGCAGCAGCCACAAUCACAAGUUACUCAAGUUCAGCCCCAUGACAAUCAAAUGAACACACAGAUGCCAUCAAUGAACUUACAAGGUUCUGUUGGAACAAUGCCACAGAACAAUAUGGCAAUUAUGCAGCAUAAUUCUAUGCCUUCUAUUUCGGGGUUCUCAACAGCAUCACAGAACAUGUUAAAUUCCUUGCUGCCAGUUACCAAUUUGGAUUCAGGACAAGGAAAUUCACUGAACUCUUUACAUGUAUCUAUUGGAUCUCUACAACAAAAUUCUGUGAGCACUCCUCAACAACAAGCAAACAUUAACACUUUGUCAUCACAAAGUGGAGUUAAUAUGCUGCAGUCAAAUAUUAAUUCCCUACAAUCAAAUUCAAAUAUGCUACAACAUCAGCAAAUGAAACAACAGCAGGAGCAACAAAUGCUGCAGUCACAACAGCUCAAACAACAAAUGCAGCAGCACCAGAUACAUCAUCAAAUAAUGCAGAAGCAACAGCAGCCACCACAGUUGCACCAGCAAGCAAAGCAGCAGAUGCAGACACAUCAAAUACCACAGCUGCAUCAGAUAAAUGAUGCGAAUGACAUGAAUUUGCGACAGGGGAUGGGUGUUAAGCCUGCAGGCUCUCAGCAACAUCUGUCAUCAAGCCAGCGCCCUGCCUAUCACCAUCAACAGUUGAAAGCAGGAACUACAUUUCCUAUUCCUUCUGCCCAAAUCCUUCAGGCUGCAUCCCCUCAAAUUCAACAACAUUCUUCUCCACAAGUCGACCAGCAGAAUCUGCUUUCAUCACACCAUAAAACUGGAACCCCAUUACAAUCUGCAAGCUCUCCUAUUGUCAUGCCAUCUCCUUCAACACCUUUGGCUCCAUCACCCAUGCCUGGGGAUUCUGAGAAACCAAUUUCUGGUAUUUCUUCCCUAGCAAAUGCUGGAAAUAUUGCACAUCAACAGAAUUCUAAUGCACAAGCAGCCGCACCAUCUCUUGCAAUUGGCACUCCUGGAAUAUCAGCAUCACCUUUGCUUGCUGAGUUUACUGGUCCAGAUGGCACUCAUGGUAAUGCCUUGACGGCUGUUUCAGUCAAGAACAGUGUUACAGAGCAGCCUCUUGAGCGCUUGAUCAAAGUGGUGAAAUCAAUGUCACCCAAAGCAUUGAGUGCAUCUGUCAGUGACAUUGGUUCAGUUGUGAGUAUGAUGGACAGAAUAGCAGGAUCGGCGCCGGGUAAUGGAUCUAGAGCUGCAGUUGGUGAGGAUUUGGUUGCCAUGACCAAGUGUCGUCUGCAAGCUAGAAAUUUCAUCACGCUAGAUGGAAUGGCUGGACCUAGGAAAAUGAGGCGCUACACAAGUGCCAUGCCAUUAAAUGUUGUUUCAUCGGCAGGCAAUAUGAAUGAUAGUUUCAAGCAGUUAAAUGGUUCUGAGACAUCUGACCUGGAAUCAACUGCCAUAUCUAGUAUGAAAAGACCAAGAAUGGAGGUCAAUAAUGCUCUUGUGGAGGAAAUAAGGGAAAUCAAUCAGCUACUUAUAGACACGGUGGUUGAUAUCAGUGACGAAGAUGUUGAUCCAACUGCUGCUGAAGCCACUUCUCAAGGGGGCGAAGGAACUAUUGUCAAAUGCUCUUUCAGUGCAGUGGCUCUCAGUCCAAACUUGAAAUCACAGUAUGCUUCAGCUCAAAUGUCACCUAUUCAGCCAUUGCGAUUGCUUGUUCCAGCAAAUUACCCCAAUUGCUCCCCAAUAUUAUUAGACAGAUUUCCAGUUGAAGUCAGUAAGGAAUAUGAAGAUCUUUCGGUGAAGACAAAGUCAAGGUUUAGCAUAUCUCUGAGAAGCCUUCCACAACCCAUGACCCUUGGGGUGAUAGCAAGGACUUGGGAUGUCUGUGCACGUGCUGUGAUAUCUGAAUAUGCACAGCAGAGCGGUGGAGGCAGUUUCAGCUCAAAAUAUGGGACUUGGGAGAACUGCUUGACUACUGCGUGAUCAUCUUCCUACACUGAAACCAAAAAAUUUAUGCUGAUUAGGCAUAAUACAAAAUUCACCAGUUUCUUCGGCCAUGAUGGUGGCUAAAGAAGCAGUUUUCAGCUUGUUACAAAUGGCAGCAUAGAAGAGCACAAAACUAUAUUUGUGUGUUGCAGAAGUUUUGAAUAAUGAUAUGUAAUUAUGGUGUUGUGAUUGUGUAGCAUGUGUUUGUAGCAAUUAUAUUUUCAAGAAGCAAUCAGUUUAGAGUUACAAACCAUUAGUUUCUUCAAUGUGUAAGCCAGUUUGGCCUGGCCGGGGUUUUGUUUCUGUGAUAAUUUUAUUUCUAGCGGGAGAUUAUGUUAUAAUAUUUAUCUUAGAAUAAAUUAUUUAUUUUAUUUAA
Messenger RNA from Mangifera indica (mango), 4754 nucleotides. RefSeq names its product mediator of RNA polymerase II transcription subunit 15a-like. Gene Ontology annotation, biological process: regulation of DNA-templated transcription. The transcript is spliced from 12 exons. The record is from RefSeq and is a predicted model, not a curated record. Gene Ontology annotation, molecular function: transcription coactivator activity; chromatin DNA binding. Bases 254 to 4375 code for a protein of 1373 amino acids. Lineage: Eukaryota; Viridiplantae; Streptophyta; Magnoliopsida; Sapindales; Anacardiaceae.